Molecule: messenger RNA, 2322 nt
Organism: Closterium sp. NIES-65
Lineage: Eukaryota; Viridiplantae; Streptophyta; Zygnematophyceae; Desmidiales; Closteriaceae
Source: the annotation of a GenBank genome assembly
AUGGGAGUGGACGGUGGGGGAUUCGGCAGGAGGGGAGGGGAGGUGCUGGGACGAAGGCAGGAGGGGGCGAGGGAUGGUGGGGUGGGGAUGGGAGAGAGGGAGGAGAGGGAUAGGGAGGGAGGGGAAAGGAGGGGGGCGUGGAGAGAGGAGCGGGAGGAGAGAGGUGAGAGGGGGGAGAAGGGCGAGAGGGGUGAGAGGGUGAAGGAGAAGUGGAAGGAGGAGCGAGAGAAGGAGAGGGGCUUAAAGGAGGAGCGUGGAGGGAGUGUGGGUCCGGAGUCAGAUAGGAGUGCGCGGAGAGGUGUGAAGGACGAGAGGGGUGAGAGGAGGGAGCGAGGUGAGCGGAGGGAGAAGGAUGAGAAGAGUGAGAAGGGCGAGAAAGGUGAGAGGGGUGGACGAGGGGAUAAGGGGGAGAGGGGGGGGCGAGAGAGGGAAGAGAGAGAGGGAGGAAUGGAGAGGGUGAGUGAGGAGGGGAGAGGCAGAGAUAGGCACAAGCAGAGGGGGAGGGAGAAAGUCGGGGAGAAAGAAAGAGGAGAGAAAGAGCGGGAGCGAGAGAGGGGAAGGGAGAGGGGAGCAAGUGUGGGUGAGGAACGCGAUAGGGAGGUGGCAGGCAGGGGGGAGGAGAGGGCGGGGAUGAAGGCAGACAAAGAGGGGAGGCGAGGCGAGAGGGACGGGUGGAGAGGUGGUGAGGGGGUGGUUCGAGAGGGGGCCGGGCGAGAGGGUAUGGGCCGAGAAGCGAUGGGCAGCGAGGGUGCAGGCAAGGAGGGUCCUGUGGUUGACCUGCGGGCGCAGCUGCGCGCGGAGAAGGAGAAGGGGCGUGGUGGGCGCGGCCGGGACAAGGACGUACGGGACUGGGAGGGCGACGAGCGGGAGGAGAGGAGCCGCGAGCGCGGGUGGGGGAGGGAUGAGAAGGAGAGGGGCAAGGAGCGAAGCAAGGAGAGGGGAGGGGGCGGUGGGAUGGAGGGAUUGGGCGAGGCAGCAGGGGAGAGGAGACGUGGAGGAGAGGCACGCGAGGGGGAGAGGGGCGAGCGACAUGCACACAGAGGCGUGGGUGGUGCUGUGGAGGACGGCAGGCGGACAGGCACCGCGCCCCGCUCGCCCUCACCCACUGCUGCUGACACCACUGGCGCUGCAGGUGCUGGUGGCGGUGGAGUGCGGCGCAGUGCGGUGCAGCGCACGGAUGGGCACCUGGUGGUGCAGGUGGGGGGCCGCACGGGGGAAGGGGCCACGGAGAGGCGGGGAGGGGGGGCGUGGCGGGAGAGUCAGGGCCACCUAGUGGUGCACAUGGGGAGUGGGGGCGGGGGAGGGGAUGGUCGCAGGGCGAGUGGGGGGGAGGAGGGUGGUGCAGGCGCAUAUGGCGGGGCGAGUGGUGCAGGGGGGAGGAAGCGCAAGUCAGAUGACGGUGGGGACAGGCGCAGUGACAGGGAGGGAGCGAGCGAGGGAGGGGGGGGAGUGGGGAUGGGGGGAGAGGCGGGCAGCAUGGCAAGUGGUGGGGCAGGUGGCAGGGCGGAGGGGGAAGGGGCGGGAGGAGGGGAAGGCAAGACGGAGCGGCCCGCACGCAAGAGGCGCAUCAUAGCAGUGGGCAGGUCCGUGUGCGCCGUUGCGUUGCAGCGCGUGCGCGUGCGCAUGCCCCCGGCACGCACGUUGGCGGAGCAUCGUAGCGGCUCAUGCGGGUGGCGCGUGGUGCAGAGAGGGUGCGAUGCGGAGUGCGCUAUUGGGGCGCGUGGGAGGCGAAGUGGGCCAACAGCACAGGGUAGGGGCGUCAAGGGGCCAACAGCACAGGGUAGGGGCGUCAAGGGGCCAACAGCACAGGGUAGGGGCGUCAAGGGGCCAACAGCACAGGGUAGGGGCGCCAAGGGGCCAACAGCACAGGGUAGGGGCGCCAAGGGGCCAACAGCACAGGGUAGGGUAGCCACCGGGAGGCCGGCUCAAAAGGGUGCAGGUCUCACAGCAGCCCCGCCCAUCGAAGCAGCAGUAGACUGUCUUGCAGAGGGUGAUGAGACGUGCAUGGGCGAGCUGGGUGAUGAGACGUGCAUGGGCGAGCUGGGUGAUGAGACGUGCAUGGGCGAGCUGGGUGAUGAGACGUGCAUGGGCGAGCUGGGUGAUGAGAUGUGCAUGGGCGAGCUGGGUGAUGAGACGUGCAUGGGCGAGCUGGGUGAUGAGACGUGCAUGGGCGAGCUGGGUGAUGAGACGUGCAUGGGCGAGCUGGGUGAUGAGACGUGCAUGGGCGAGCUGGGUGAUGAGACGUGCAUGGGCGAGCUGGGUGAUGAGAUGUGCAUGGGCGAGCUGGGUGAUGAGACGUGCAUGGGCGAGCUGGGCGUGUGA